Molecule: messenger RNA, 576 nt
Organism: Penicillium robsamsonii
Lineage: Eukaryota; Fungi; Ascomycota; Eurotiomycetes; Eurotiales; Aspergillaceae
Exons: 2
Coding region: 1-576 (191 amino acids)
Source: RefSeq, a predicted model, not a curated record
AUGUCGUCACUUCUACCGCCUUCCACCCCAGGACACAUCCAUGAAGCACUCGUCUCCGUCUUGUUCGGGUCUUCUCUCCCCCCUUCUCGUAACCGCCAUUACAGCCCUUCGUCAGAUCUCCGCAAUCGGAUAACUCACUUUGAAGAAUUCUCGCAACGCCUGGUAGAGAAGUCCCCCUCCGAACGUAAGGUGUUGGACAAGCUAGACGUCUGGAUGCAAGUGUGCCAGCAAGGCCAAUGGAGUAGGUCGUUUGAGGGCUACUCCAACACCGCCCGUGCCCUGAGUGCUCAGAUGGGAGAGAAUAACCAAGCGGAAGUUGCACAGGCCUGGAUAUAUGGGCUAGAUGACCAAUCUGUCAUUCCGGCUAUCAGAGUGAUGAUGGCCACGUGGAAAGAGGUCACUGUGCCCGAAACCAUUACACUGAUUUGUCAGACAUUGGGCAACGUCGUCGAAUCCCCAACGAUAUAUAAGACCCUGGAAUGUUGGGAUAUGAGUCUCAGUAUGUCCAAUUCUUGGAGGCUACGCGGAAUGCUUCCUAUAAUGCAGCCAGUUGAUGUGGACCACUUGGCCUCAUAG